AUGGGAAAGAAAAAACCAGAUAGUUUUCUAAGCUAAAUGUCUAAAUUAUUUAAUGGAGAAAAAAUCGUUAAACUAACUAUCAAGAGAAGUAUUUCAUCUUCAUUUAUACUUUUUUUUAGAUUUAAAAGAUCAAUAUCCAUAACUUAGAAAAAAAUUAAAAAGAAAAUAAAAACAACAAUUAUUCACUGAAAUCAAAACAGCUAAUGAUGUUAAUGAAAUUACCAUUAGAUCAUAAACACAAAAAUUAACUAUUUCUACCUCUUCAAAUAAAUAAUAAAUUAAUAAAUUUGCUGAUUCAUUAUCUAACAUCUAUCGCUUAUAUUGUCACGAUCAAUAGAAAUAAAUUAAGGUAUAAUUAUCUAUUUAUUAAGAAAAAACCUGUUUUAUUACCAACUUAACCUAAUAUGAAAUCUAAAACACAAUUAAGAUUAAAAGCAAAAAAAUAGAGAAACAAAGAAAGACGCUAAAAAAGACAUGAACUAUCAAAAUUGAAGAAAAAGGAAUUGUAGAGAUAAAAAACAUUUGCAAGCAAAAAAAGAGAAGAAAAGUAAUAAUGAUAUAUAUGUAUA
Molecule: messenger RNA, 569 nt
Organism: Paramecium sonneborni
Lineage: Eukaryota; Ciliophora; Oligohymenophorea; Peniculida; Parameciidae
Source: the annotation of a GenBank genome assembly